AUGUUUGUUGUAAUGUUUUAUUCACCCGUUUUCCCUCAUACUAAAGAAGAGCACUUGACAAUGGCAUACAACCCAGCAGAACAGGGCUCCCUACAGCGAGAUGCAAAGGAGAUGGAAUUGGAGGACGAUCAAUAUGUCAUAAUUAACAGAGGCUCGAACCCAAAGCAUCAUCUGCAUGUUUGGUCACCUUCUUUUGGUUCUGGUUCCCAAGUCCAAUCAAAGGGUGCUUCUCCUAUGAAAUAUAGCGCAAGCAACUCAACAAUCAUUAUACCUACUAGCUAUCAGUUUCCACAGGAGUCCGUUAAUACUAAAGACGGAUACUAUUCAGGAGAAUGCUUAACACUGCAUCCAGAAGAGUUGUAUUGUUUUCCCAGAGGUCCAAACAAACACCUUAAUGUUGGUAAUGAUGUAGGGUUCUUUAAAUGCACUUCACCACCUUUGGAAGUGACGGCAUUGGAUGGGUUUAAGAGCACAUCUCCUGCCAAGGAGUAUUUGACGUACCCAAACUAUCAAAUUAGCCGUCAAUACCAAGCAGAAGCCACGCUACAGCUGCCUAGUGCCAACUUUCCAGCCAUAUGCGAGCCCCUAACACCACCAGAGUCAAUUCACUCUCUUCACCGUCACAAGAUCCUGAUGGGCUCCGACAUCUCCACAUCCAGUGGAUCGACUAUUAGUACUUUAGUAAGUCGAGGAGGUUCAGCCGACGGUGAUGGGGCGGAGACCCCCAAACCAAAAAUCGAAACCACAUAUUGGGAAGAUGAAGACACUAAAUGCUACCAGGUGAAGGCAAGAGGAGUUUUGGUGAGUAGAAGAGAAGAUAACAACUAUGUCAAUGGCACCAAGCUCUUAAACGUUAUAGGAAUGAGCAGAGGGAAGCGUGAUGGGAUUUUGAAGGCUGAGAAGAAUAAGAUUGUCAUCAAGUUGGGGUCUAUGAACUUGAAGGGAGUCUGGAUACCCUUUGAGCGAGCAGCAGAGAUUGCCCGGAACAAUGGAGUGGACGCAGACAACAUAUUGGGGCCCUUGUUUAUUGAAGAUAUCAAAACGUACUUUGAGACUACAGGAUUCCGACUUCGAGUAAAUGAAUGCAACCAUAAACGAUUAUCGGCACCACCACCGCCGCCAAAAAGUAAAAAUACUCUUUAUCUAGAGAUGAAGAAUAAAUGA
Molecule: messenger RNA, 1164 nt
Organism: Lizanozyma spartinae
Lineage: Eukaryota; Fungi; Ascomycota; Pichiomycetes; Serinales; Debaryomycetaceae
Gene: EFH1
Product: KilA-N domain-containing transcriptional regulator EFH1
Exons: 3
Coding region: 1-1164 (387 amino acids)
Biological process (GO): positive regulation of transcription by RNA polymerase II
Cellular component (GO): nucleus
Molecular function (GO): sequence-specific DNA binding; DNA-binding transcription factor activity
Source: RefSeq, a predicted model, not a curated record